Aedes aegypti (yellow fever mosquito) is the source of this 2367-nucleotide messenger RNA. RefSeq names its product microfibril-associated glycoprotein 4. The record is from RefSeq and is a predicted model, not a curated record. Bases 1139 to 2290 code for a protein of 383 amino acids. Lineage: Eukaryota; Metazoa; Arthropoda; Insecta; Diptera; Culicidae. The transcript is spliced from 2 exons.
CACACAACAAUAUAACUUACAGUUAGCUUUCAACAUAAACAACAUAAAAAAGGAACUAAACAAUUAAUUUUCAAUGCAAAAUUUACAACAGAUUUGACGGUUUCCAUGUAUCGUUAAGCCUGUUGAUAAACUCAUGAAACUUUACACCUCGGGGCCAUGUUUUAGUAUCCAAAGCAACAUUAUCCAUCGUUUAUUUAAAACAACCUUAAAUGAUAUAUAGUCCAUAUCAUUGCAGUUUUCCAACGCGGUACCAGUGUUGUUAUAUAUUCAGGCAUUCGGGUUCCAGAGCAUGAAGUGAAUCAGCAACUAAGCGAGCGAUAUCGGUUUCUGUAGCACUACAAGCAAUAUUGGACAAAACAAGCGAGAAAGAUUCAUCACUGCAUUGGUUUGUCGUACGAUGACUGCUAUUGUUCAACGUUGUUGGUGUUGAAACAGGAGUUGAAUGCGGUUGCGAGGAAGCGGUGGUGGGAGCAGAUCGAUCGAUUUUUUUCGUUUAUUUUGGAUAUUGCAUCAUUGAUUUUCGCCACUUGAAAUUUUAGUUCUUCUAGCUCUGAUUGAAUUGUUGACGUCUUCGGUUGCGCUCUUGGUGAAUUAGUGAUCUCUCUUGCCUUGCAGAAUUCAAACAUGCAUUCGUCACAUAUCCAAAUAAUGUUUUUGAAAAGUGCGCAGAGGUCAGACUCACUGACACCAACACAUGAUGCGUGAAACCUUUUAGCGCAUCUUCCUUCACAGAUCGUGUAUAAGCCGUUCAAGGUAUCGAUGUCUGCAGCACACUGUUUGCAUACGGUAUCCAUGAUUGACUACACAAUGGCUUUCAGCUACGCGUUCUGUGCAGUGAUAAUCUGGCAAUUUCAGCACGAUUUAAAGUCACCAACGGACUAUAACAAUGAAAUAUAGCGGCACACCAACGUUAUUGCUUAUGUUUUCGUGCGUGAAGUCAAAUUUAAGCAGUUCUUCAACGUAAAAUCGGCAUUCAAAUACGGACGAAAACGACACUACGUUCAACGGAGCAAACAACGACAACGAAGUUAAUAUAAUCAUACCAAUAACGUGCUUAUCUCCUUAUUGACCACAAGCUGCGAUACGAAACCGUUGUGGUAGUGGAAAAACCACAGAUAACUUUAGAAUCAAUGAUAAAAUGACUGAUAUAAAACCCUGUCUCACUAACAGUUCUCCAAUAGUGCAUUGCAACGCUGUCCAAGUAAUGCAUCUCUGCUCCAGAAUGUUAGUGAAAAUUUUAUUCUUUAUCUGUGUAGUCUGUGCAUUGCAUUGUAAUGGGGCAACGGAGGUGUCCAGUGAGUCAAACAUUGCCAACCGCCCCAUCGAUACUAGCGACAGCUUUGGCUAUGAAGUCCUACUUGGGAAGCUGGAAGAUCUGGAGAGCAAGUUCUGGAACAUGUGGCUUGAGAUGAAGGAACAAAAUGAACAAAUAAUGCGCAACCAUAGCCUUCUAGAGAAUACCCAUCAGGGAAUGCUUUGGAUGCUGACAAGGCUAGAACAAGCUGUGGGCCACAAUAUGACCACCGUGAUGGAUCGGUCAUGGGAGAUUUUGCAGCAGCAAAUCAGUUGUGCCAAUCAUGAAAAUUGGAAACAAUCAGUGCUUGAAAUGCUCCAGAAUAAAACAAUUAUAACUUUUAAGAAACAAUUGCCCACUAUGAAAUCUUAUGAAGAUUGCACCAAAGUUCUAGUGAAUACUUCUGGAAAAUAUAUCAUACAUCCACAGAAUUUUCCAGAACCAUUCGAAGCAUAUUGCGCACAGGAAGUGUUCGAAGGAGGAUGGCUUGUGGUUCAGUACCGUUUUGAUGGAUCGGUCGACUUUUAUCGCAACUGGACUGAGUACAGGAAUGGAUUCGGAACUCUUGACGGAGAGUUUUGGAUUGGGUUGGAGAAACUACACCGUUUGACGAAAAAUGGUGACUAUGAGCUGAUUGUAGAAUUGAAAGAUUACGACGGAACUUACAUAUUUGCUCGCUAUGAUGACUUUGAGAUUGACAAUGAAGAAGAGAAAUAUUCACUUAAGAAAUUGGGAAGUUAUACUGGAAGCGCAGGAGAUUCAUUGAGUUAUCACAAGUCAAUGAAAUUUUCAACCUUCGAUAGUGAUAACGACCUAUCUUCAUUAAAUUGCGCAAAAAACUAUGAUGGAGGAUGGUGGUAUAAAGACUGUCAUUACAGUAAUAUCAAUGGAUUAUACCGAAAAGGGGAUAAUACAAAACAUCUUUGCUGGUAUCACAGAAAAAACAAUUAUGAUGGAUUAGCAUAUUCUCGAAUGCUUAUUCGAAAAAAAUCAUAAGCUUCUGUUAUAAUAAGUGAGUUGAGUUUUCUUGUGAAAUAUAGUAUUCUUAUGAUUAGUCGAAGCUGGUAUGUUAA